GUACGAAGCGAUUUUUGUACUUAUGACAUAAAAAUAGGUCUCAGUAUGUGUUUAUAAGUAUUUUAGGGCAUUCGAUGAUAUUAUAGAUUCAAAUUAGAGCAAAAUAUAAUAGAAUAGUGGUAAUAAUAUCGACGUCACAACGAAGUUCAAUCAACAAGAUGGCGGCGAGUGGGGAGAGGCCGCCCAGUUGGCCAGGUGCUGCCGCCGCGUCGAGUUCGGCGCUAUAGCUAACUAAAUAGGUACGCAGAGCAGAGUGUUGUACAUUUAGAACGUUCACAAUGGCUACCGCGAAAGACACGUCUACUUUCUUUCUGGAGGCAGAUGCAAAACAAUUUGACAGUGUUUUAAAGUUAUACCCACAAGCUAUCAAAUUGAAAGCGAAACAGAAAACAAAGAAACCAGAGGAGCUCUUAAAACUGGACAAUUGGUACCAGAAUGAAUUGCCAAAGAAAAUCAAAUCAAGGGGGAAAGAUGCUCACAUGGUGCACGAGGAACUUGUCAAGCUCAUGAAAUGGAAACAGGCCAGAGGGAAAUUUUAUCCACAAUUAUCAUAUCUCAUAAAAGUGAACACACCCAGAGCUGUGAUGCAGGAAACAAAGAAAGCAUUCAAGAAGUUGCCCAACAUAGAAUCGGCUAUGACGGCACUCAACAACCUGAAAGGAGUCGGCAUAGCUACAGCAUCAGCUCUCCUCACAGCUGCCCGGCCCGAGAUAGCACCCUUCAUGGCCGAUGAAUGUGUUCAGGCCAUACCAGAGAUGGAAGGAAGCGAUUACACUGCCAAGGAAUACCUCAAUUUUGUACAACAUAUACUGAACGUCUGUGAUAGAUUAAAUAAGGAACAAAACGGCUGCGGCAAGAAGUGGUCUCCUCACAGUGUGGAGUUGGCUCUCUGGACGCACCACGUCCUCUCUGAACUACAGCCCGAGCUGCUGGGGAAGCCGCCCCGCCACGAGUCACCGCUGCCCAGCGACGAGAGCAACCUCGAGCCGCCCACCAACGGAAACGGGAAACUGGUAUCAGUGACGGAGGACGGUGACGUCGCUUCAUGUACUGAGGACUCCCUCGACAAGCCCUCCCCCGCCUCCGCCUCCGACUGUGACUCAGCGCGCAGCACGCCACGACACAAACGACCGCUGGAGGAGGCCAGCUCGGCGGAGGACAGUUCUCUGGGCGAGUCGUCCGAGGCGGGGGACCCGAGACCCCUGAAGCGGGCCCGCGAGGCCUCCCACUGACCCCGACACACACUAAAUAGAUAAUUUAUUUCCGAUUCCGAUUAAUUUUAAUGAAACCUUAGCGCUAAGUUUUACCGGUUUUGUAAGUUUUAUAGGGUAUUCGGAUGACCUCCUCGUCCCCGAGAUCGCGUGACAUUCCAAUAGUUGUAUGCGUGAUGCGACUCACUCCAUUGCCUUAAGACAGUCUGCCCUCAGAGUUUAUGAACUAUAUAAUACAAAGGUCGUGUUACCGGGCCGCCGGGGCCGCCCGGGCCAGGGCCCACAAUGUAGUUUUUAUUGAACAAAAUAUAAGAUAUUAAUUUUAUAA
Molecule: messenger RNA, 1539 nt
Organism: Danaus plexippus (monarch butterfly)
Lineage: Eukaryota; Metazoa; Arthropoda; Insecta; Lepidoptera; Nymphalidae
Gene: Amun
Exons: 6
Coding region: 279-1232 (317 amino acids)
Source: RefSeq, a predicted model, not a curated record